AUGUCCGGCAGCUCAGUGAUUGCACGGAUCCUAAGGACUCUCAGAGAGGCCCUGGAGCAGGUAAUGGCCUUUUUGUGGCCCAGAACACCUAGCUCUACCCCACACUCCCAUCCAGAGAUCAUGUCGAGGGCCCUCGUGGAGAGUGGGGCAGGGAUGCCUGAGCAGGACAAGGACCUCAGAGUCCAAGAGAAGCCCGAUGAUCAGAAAGAGGGCCCUGAGGGCACCAGGCAUGCACGGUCUGCAUUUAGACCCCUGCGGGACAGUGGAGGCCUCUCUCCCUUCGUACCCAGGCCCGGGCCUCUGCAGAGAGAUCUCCAUACCCAGAGGUCAGAAAUGCCAUCUGACAAGAAAUCCCAGCCCUCCGGGAUGAGCUGCUGCCCCAAACGCAAUGCCAUCGCCAGCUCCUACAGCUCCACGGGAGGCUUCCCGUGGCUAAAGAGGAGGAAGGGGCCAGCCUCAUCCCACUGCCGGCUGCCCCUCACUUCUUCAAAGACAGUGACUGAGGUCAGCCCUCAGGCUGUCUCUCAGGGUCAGGCCCAGUGUGAAAAGGCAGCAGAUUCAGCACCUGGGGAGAAACUGGCCCCCAGGAGUGGCUCCCCGACAUCUCAGGCCUCUAGGCCUCAUAGACGAAAGUACCCUCUGCUGCCACGCAGGCGAGGGGAGCCUCUGAGGCUGCCAUCUCCCUUACAGCUGGGGUUCCGGGUCACCGCUGAAGACCUGGACCUGGAGGAAAAGGCCGAAAUCAUGUGCCUUAAUAGUGCACUGCAGGGCGAGGAAAAGUCCCUCUGGGAGUGCAGAGCCUCACUGCUUUCCCAUGCUUUGUCCUCACCGGCAACAGGGACGUCUUCUCUGCCUGCUGUCCCUAAAGCACCCAGCACGGAUGCACAGCAGGAGAGACGCAAGUCCCAAGACGACCUGGACCCCGUGGCCCUCCAAGCAUCUGCUGCAGGGUCCCCCUCUAGACCUCCUGUGUCUGGGAGGAAGCGCAGGACAUGGCCUCACUCUGUCUCUCAUGUUGGAGUGCAGCAGCAACAUCAGAGCUACAGCUUUGAACGCCUGAGCUCCAGCCUCCCGAGUAGCUGGGACUCCGGGUGCAUGUCACCAGAGCUGGGGCUGGAGGGUUGCAGAGACAGACAGAGAUGGCAGCCAGGACAGGGGAGCCCAGCAGGCCCAGAAAGGUCCACAAGCAGAGAGGAGUGUGAGGCACAUGGCUCCAGUGUCAGACUCCCCAACAUGCUGCGUGCUCAGCAGGAUCUGCCCACGGACAUCCAGGGAACACUCACCGUCCCCACCUUGGGAGAGGUCACCGGACAGAACUGCACUGGGUGGGACAGGGAUGGCCUCCAGCUGCAGGAAGUACAGCAGCACCUGGACCUGCCAGAAAGAGUGGGAAAGAGGAGAGAGGCUCAGAGGGUGCUCACAGCUGGUGAUCUUUAGCCCCCAAGUUCAGCUCAGGUGCUGGGUCCUCUGCUGCUGCCAUGAAGCCUUUACAAGAUAGGGUUUGCUGCAUUGUCCAGACUGGUCUCAAACACCUGGGUUCAGUUAUCCUUCCACGGUCUCUCAAAGUGCUGGGAUUACAAGCAUGAGCCUCCACACCCAAACACUUGGGGCAGUUUUAAGCCCCCAGUAAGGUGCACCAGCAGGACCAAAAGGUGGCCUGGGCCACCCCAACACUCAUCCAUGCAGACCUAGGCAAGUUUCUCUCUCCGAAUGUCAGGCGCCACCACAGACAACGCAAGCAGGAAGCUGGGUAGGGCAAGACUGGCGGUGUGGCAGGCAGAGGUCACCUCUGUCAGGUCGGGGUGGCAUGGGCUGGCUGGAGCCUGUCUUCCCACACAUAGGUCGUGACCUCCAAGGACCAGCUGUCAGUCAUGGUGAUGGGCCGCUGGGAUUGGCAGAAAGCUUGCUCUCUUUCUCUGAGGCUGAAGCAGUGUGGGGCCAAAGACCAUGGCCAGGUUGUGCAGGGACUUUUAUUGACUGCCUUUUUCUUACCACCCUGUGCAGGACCGAAGCAGAGAGUGCUGUUUCUACGCCACCACCAGGAAAGAGGCAGAGGGGCUGUGCUGUGCUGGAGUCCUCUGGGAGGGAGUGACCUCGACCCUGGCUGUGCUGCAAGCUGAUUCCAGCCCUGGUACUUUUAGGUCUCAGCGGCCCAGGAUGAGGGCGGGGUCUGAAAUUACUGCAGAAGGCAGUCAGUUACUCCUCAUGGUCACAACGAGCUGGAGACCUCUCCCAAGGGGCCAGCAGCACCUGGAGAACAGCAGCAGGAGGUGGCGUGAGAGUAGUGGCUCACAGGCAGAGCUCCCCGUGGGAAACUGCGGCUGCCACCCCCUCCCGAGGGCAGCCCAGAGUAGUGGAGGCUCAGCAUGAAAUGAAAGAGGGGAGUGAGGGACACAAGGAGGUGGGAGGUGGGUGGCCCCAGCCCCACAAACUAAGCAGAGAUCCUCUCUUCACCCUAGACUCUGCAGGGGCACCUCAGGCUGGUAGACCAGUUCCUCUAGGUGUGGGCCCAGGACACAGGCCUGCCCUAAGGGUCAUGCAGAGGAUACAGGGCCACACACGCCAGUGCCCUGCUUAGACAUCAGCCUCCAGGUUGACUUGGGGUCAGGCCAGGUUUGAUCCUGUGCUUGACUGGGCCAGGACCCAUGGCUAGAGCACCUGGGGACCCUCGUUCAGCCCUGGUCUGCUGGAAGGGGGACAGCAGACUUUAGGACCCCACAGCACAGCAGUGCUGAGCAUUUUACUCUCUUGGUCUCCUUGAGGAAUAGGACAAGGAGUCCUCUGGGGACAGACAAGGACUUACACAACAGCCUCGGUUGUGGCCCCUGCUUUCUGAGCUUGGUUAAAACACUGACCAUGGCUGAAAGGACACAGCUUGGGUUCCCACACCUCACUUUCCACAGCCCCUAAUGGCAGCAGUGCACAUGGAGGAGACGCCUCCUGUGACUCCAAGGCCUCCAGUGCUCACCGAUGCCCUCAUCAAAGUUGGGUAGAACUUGUCAGUGAAGAGGGGCUCAGGCAGCUGACGGAAGUAGAGCUUCAGCAUGUCUGCGAUGGCGUGUACGUCCAUCUCACUCAUCAUCAUCGUCACGUCCCUGUUAUCUGGAAAGACUAUGGAAAUGCUGCAGCCUCCUUGAGGAUCCCAAAACAGUAAAUGAAGAAAAGACACAGUAAAGAAUGUGAUGUGACCCAGCCAUGGAGCGUGUGAGAUCUCACUGUGGACAUUCACGCCCACACCUCCAUCACAACACGAUCCGGCUGAUGACAAAGGCUGCCUUCAGUGCCUGGAUGUCCGGGGCCACUCCAGACCCGCAGUAGAUGCCCACCUCCUUCAUGCCAUGACGCUUGAUCUACUCCACACAUUGCUGCAAGAUAAAGGGCACCUUGGCAGCUUGUUCAGUUAUUUCAUCUUUUUGUGUAGUUACCUAUUUAUUAUAAAGUGCCUGUGUCAGCUUUGCAAAGCCUUCAUGUUCAUUUAUAGGAAAGUUUUAAAAUUCAUUUGUUUGUUAAAAAUAGAUUGAGUGGCAUUUUUAAAUGCCUGUUUUUAAGCCUAGUAAAAGUAUGUUUGAACU
This is a messenger RNA of Callithrix jacchus (white-tufted-ear marmoset), 3572 nucleotides long. The record is from RefSeq and is a predicted model, not a curated record. Lineage: Eukaryota; Metazoa; Chordata; Mammalia; Primates; Cebidae.